AUGGCGGGUUUUGUGGGAGUUCUGGUCUCCGAUCCGUGGCUCCAGAACCAGUUCACCCAGGUGGAACUCCGCUCCCUCAGAUCUCAGUUCCUGUCGAUGAGAGAUCACGGAUGCUCCGCCGGUGGCCUGAAGCUCCGGGACCUGGCCGCCGCGAUGUCGGAGCUCAAGAUCGGCGGCGGUGGCCUCAGCGAGGCGGAGCGAGCCGCCUUUCUCCAAGAAUCCUUCACCAACCUCGACGACAGUGUCGACUUCGAGCUCUUCCUCCGGGUUUAUUUGAAGAUGCAAGGCCAGAUGGGGGCGAAGAGCUCGUCGUCGGCGUUCCUCAAGGCUGCCACCACCACUCUGCUUCAUACGAUCAGCGAGUCGGAGAAGGCUGCCUACGUUGCUCACAUUAAUAGCUAUCUGGAAGGAGAUGGGUCUUUAAAGAAAUAUCUCCCGAUGGAUCCGAUGACCGAUGAUCUCUUCGAGAAAUCAAAGGAUGGUGUGCUUCUAUGUAAACUCAUUAAUGUGGCUGUUCCGGGGACCAUCGACGAGCGGGCGAUCAAUAGAAAGAGGGUGCUGAACCUGUGGGAGAAGAACGAGAACCAUACUCUCUGCCUUAACUCGGCCAAGGCAAUUGGAUGUACUGUCGUUAACAUCGGGACGCAGGACCUUGCUGAGGGGAGACCUCAUCUUGUUCUUGGAUUGAUAUCUCAAAUUAUUAAGAUACAACUUCUGGCGGAUGUUAACCUGAAGAAAACUCCUCAAUUAGUAGAGUUGGUUGAUGACAGCAAGGAUGUUGAGGAGCUGAUGAGUCUACCACCUGAGAAGAUAUUACUUAGGUGGAUGAACUUUCAGCUGAAGAAAGGGAGCUUUAAGAGACUGAUAACAAACUUCUCAUCAGAUGUAAAGGAUGGAGAGGCCUAUGCUUGUUUACUGAAUGUGCUGGCACCUGAACAUAGUAGUAAGCCAUCUGCAAUGACCGUGAAAGAUCCUCUACAGAGGGCAAAACUAGUUCUUGAACAUGCAGAUAGGAUGGGUUGCAAAAGAUAUCUGACCCCAAAAGACAUUGUUGAAGGUUCACCAAAUCUUAACCUUGCUUUCGUUGCGCAUAUUUUUCAAAAAAGGAAUGGGCUAUCAUCACAGAUGAAACAAAUAUCAUUUCUAGAAGCAAUGUCUGAUGAUGCACAAGUUUCUAGGGAAGAGAGAAUGUUUCGAUUAUGGAUAAAUAGUCUUGGAAUCUCAACAUACAUCAAUAAUGUUUUUGAAGAUCUUAGAAAUGGAUGGGUCCUUCUAGAAGCCAUUGACAAGAUAGCUCCAGGAGCAGUCUGUUGGAAGGUUGCAAACAAGCCCCCAAUUAAAAUGCCAUUCAGAAAAGUAGAAAACUGUAAUCAAGUUGUGAAAAUAGGGAAACAAUUGAAAUUUUCCCUGGUUAAUGUUGCUGGGAAUGAUAUUGUGCAAGGAAACAAGAAGCUCAUUUUGGCUUUUUUGUGGCAAUUAAUGCGGUAUAAUAUCCUGCAACUUCUAAAGAAUUUGAGACUUCAUUCUCAUGAGAAGGAGAUAGCAGAUAUAGAUAUAUUGAACUGGGCUAAUGAUAAAGUGAAAAAUUCAGGAAGGUACUCUCGUAUGGAGAGUUUUAAGGAUAAAAAUCUUUCAAGUGGCAUUUUUUUCCUUGACUUGCUCAGUGCCGUGGAGCCUCGAGUUGUGAACUGGAGCCUUGUUACUAAAGGAGAAAAUGAUGAAGAGAAAAAGAUGAAUGCCUCUUAUAUUAUCUCAGUGGCAAGGAAGCUUGGUUGCUCCAUAUUUUUGCUGCCGGAAGAUAUACUAGAGGUGAAUCAAAAGAUGAUGCUUACACUGACAGCAAGCAUCAUGUACUGGCACUUGAGAAGGCCAGCUGAAGACAGAUCUGUGGCAUCAGAAAGUGAAAAUGGAAGUUCAUCUGAAACUAUAUCCAACUCGACGGUAGAUGAUUCUGCAUCUGAAUCCUCAACUGAUGAUAGUGGAAGCCAAUAGGUGUGCCAUAACCACAGACAACUGACAGUGUAAUUGGACUACUAAUGUAUGUUGUUUCUUUUUUUUUCCUGCCUAUUUGUUUAAAUCUUUGAGACAAGAGAUUGUGUGGGAUACUGCAGUGAGUAUGCCUCAGGUUUGUAUGGGACAGCUGGGUUUGUAGGUUCCCAUUGUUUGUUAGGGCAGUGGCGGGUUCAUGGAGUGCCCCAAUUAAACAAAAAUCAUUGAAUGUAUAUACUAACUUAAAUAGUUGCCUAAUGCCGAUUGAAGUUGUUUCUUUA
Molecule: messenger RNA, 2270 nt
Organism: Elaeis guineensis (African oil palm)
Lineage: Eukaryota; Viridiplantae; Streptophyta; Magnoliopsida; Arecales; Arecaceae
Product: fimbrin-2
Biological process (GO): actin filament bundle assembly; actin filament network formation
Cellular component (GO): actin filament; cytoplasm; actin filament bundle
Molecular function (GO): actin filament binding
Source: RefSeq, a predicted model, not a curated record